AUGGUGACAUUCAAAUGGGUCACAACAGCGGCGGUGGCAUCGCUAUGUAUUAGCAUACAAGUGCUCGCAGCAGCCGUUGGAGGCAGCCAGCUCACGAUCCUGGACCCUGGGAGACGAGAUGCGCUUCAGGAUCUGGUCACCUGGGACGCUUACUCCCUCUUUGUGCGUGGCGAGCGCAUCAUGUUCUAUUCUGGAGAGUUCCACCCAUUCCGGCUCCCGGUUCCGGGGCUGUGGCUGGACGUCUUCCAGAAGAUCAAGGCCCUCGGCUACACGGGCGUUUCCUUCUACGUUGACUGGCGCCUGCUCGAGGGUACACAGGGCGACUUCACCGCCGAGGGCGUCUUUGCGUUUGAGCCGUUCUUCGAGGCCGCUGCCGAGGCUGGCCUGUACCUUCUCGCCCGGCCAGGGCCGUAUAUCAACGCCGAGGUCAGCGGGGGCGGGUUUCCAGGCUGGCUGCAGCGACAGCCUGCCAUCCUGCGGACCAACGAGAGCGGGUAUGUCGACGCGACCAAGAACUAUGUGGCGAAUAUCGGCAAGAUUAUUGCCGAUGCUGAGAUCACCAAUGGAGGUCCCGUGAUUGCCAUGCAGUACGAGAAUGAGUACACGUACGGCGCAUCCUGGAUCGAGUGGCCGGAUGUCGAGUACAUGACGGAGGUGGUCGAGCUGUUCCGCGAUGCAGGAGUGACGGUGCCUUUUGUCAACAACGAGGCGAGCCCCAUUGGCUUGUUCACGCCUGGUGAGCCUGGUGGGCCGGAUGUUUAUGGAUUUGACAGCUAUCCCAUCGGCUGGACAUGCAGCGAACCUGAGGUAUGGACUGCUGGUGCCCUUCCAACUGACUUUCGAGAAUUGCACCUCGAGCAAAGCCCAUCGACAUUUCUAGCUCUGCCUGAGUCACAGGGGGGUGCUAUUGCUUACUGGGGUGGUUCUUGGGAUCUCGACCAGUGUGCUGCUUUCAUAGGCCCAGAGGCCGAGAGAGUGUUUUACAAGAACUUCCUCAGCUUCGGCAUGGGUAUGUUCAACCUCUACAUGACAUAUGGAGGAACCAACUGGGGCAACCUAGGACAACCAGGUGCCUACACAUCCUACGACUACGGAGCAGUAAUCAAAGAGGACCGCACAAUCAUCCGUGAGAAGUAUCCAGAAGCAAAACUGAUCGCUCAAUUCGUCAAGGCCUCGACGGCUUACCUGACAGCCACGUCUGGAAACCUGACCAACACCUCGUACGUCAGCACGCCCGACAUCUCAACCACGCCCCUCUUUGGCAACGUGACCAACUUCUACGUGACUCGGCACUCUGACUACACCUCCCUCGACACGACUGCGUACACCCUCACCGUCCCCACCAGUGCUGGCAACGUGACCAUUCCGCAGCUUGGAGGAACGUUGACUCUCGAUGGGCGCGACUCAAAGAUCCAAGUUACAGACUACGACGUCAGUGGCUAUAACCUGGUUUAUUCGUCCUCAGACAUCUAUACCCACGGCACCAGCGGCGAGAAGGCUGUCCUGUUGCUGUAUGGAACAGCUGGUGAGACACACGAGCUCGCCUUCUCCUCGAAGCUGGGCAAACCUACAGUCGAGGGCGACAGCUCUACGGUCAAGAUCGAGACGGUGGGAUCCACAGUUGCCGUGCAGUGGGAGGUCACAGAAGAGAGAAAGGUGCUGCACUAUGGAAGCAAUCUCGACGUGUAUCUGCUGUGGAGGAACGAUGCCUUCAACUACUGGGUGCUGGAACUCGAGGCGGCGUCUCCCAUCGCCAACUACACCUCGCAGACCAAGGACACCGUCAUUGCGAACGGCGGAUACCUGCUCCGCACGGCUGCCAAGGUGGGCACAUCGCUGUACCUCACUGGCGACCUGAACGAGACCACAACGCUUGAGAUUGUCGCGGGCGUCCCCGGCUCCAACAACAUCUACUUCAACGGCGCCAAAGUAUCCGGCGUCAAGUCUGCAAACGGCCGCCUCUCUGCAACGCUGACAUACACCCCACCAACCAUCGACGUGCCUGACCUCUCGUCGCUGGACUGGACAUACAUCGACUCCCUCCCCGAGAUCCAGUCCUCGUACGACGACUCGGCGUGGACCAGCGCCAACCACAACCACACCACCGACGACGCCCGCGACGACUGGGGCACCGUCUUCCAGCUCCAGACGCCCACCUCGCUCGUGGCUGGGGACUACGGCUACCACACCGGCUCGCUCAUCUACCGCGGGCACUUCACCGCCCAGGGCAACGAGUCCUCUCUCUACGUCGAGACCCAAGGCGGCUCUGGCUUCGGGCACUCCGUGUGGGUCAAUGCUACGUAUCUCGGCUCCUUCAACGGCGCUGGUGUGCCGGCUGGGGUCAACCAGACCCUGACGAUCCCUUCCGGUGCGCUGGCGAGGGGUGAGACGUAUGUCAUCACCAUCCUCAUCGACCACAUGGGCGAGGAGACGAACUGGACGCCAGGGUACGACCUGAUGAAGACGCCCCGCGGGAUCCUGAACUACGCACUCGCUGGACACCCGCAGAGCGACAUCGCGUGGAAGGUGACGGGGAACUUGGGCGGGGAGCACUAUGCCGACCAGACGCGUGGGCCGAUGAACGAGGGCGGCUUGUUUGCAGAGAGGCAAGGGUAUCAUCUCCCCUCGCCGCCGAGCCAGGGCUGGGCGAGUAAGAAUCCUGUUGCUGAUGGGGUGGAAGGCGGCGCUGGGGUUGGCUUGUUUGCGACGAGCUUUGACCUGGAUGUUCCCAAGGGGUGGGAUGUGCCUAUGAACUUUGUAUUUGCCAACUCGACUGGUGGGGAUGAUGGUCCGGCGGACUAUAGGGUGCAGUUGUUUGUCAACGGGUAUCAGUUUGGGAAGUACAUCAACAAUCUGGGCCCGCAGACAAGCUUUCCAGUGCCUCAAGGUAUCCUGAACUAUGCUGGCACCAACUACAUUGCCCUGACGCUCUGGUCUCAGGAAGCUGAUGGGGUCAAGCUCGGUGGUCUGCAGUUGGUGCCAGAUGCGGUGAUCCAGUCGGGUAUUCAGGACCCUGGGCUGAGUCCCAUGCCUGCUUGGACCAAGAGGGCUGGGGCGUAUUGA
Cryphonectria parasitica EP155 is the source of this 3063-nucleotide messenger RNA. RefSeq names its product family 35 glycoside hydrolase. Gene Ontology annotation, cellular component: vacuole. Lineage: Eukaryota; Fungi; Ascomycota; Sordariomycetes; Diaporthales; Cryphonectriaceae. The transcript has 5 exons. The coding region runs from base 1 to 3063 and encodes 1020 amino acids. The record is from RefSeq and is a predicted model, not a curated record. Gene Ontology annotation, biological process: carbohydrate metabolic process. Gene Ontology annotation, molecular function: beta-galactosidase activity.